Molecule: messenger RNA, 1239 nt
Organism: Cotesia congregata
Lineage: Eukaryota; Metazoa; Arthropoda; Insecta; Hymenoptera; Braconidae
Source: the annotation of a GenBank genome assembly
AUGUCUGAAACAAUGGAACGCAGAAUCGAAGAAAGCAAAAACGGAAUAGAGAACGACGGACCACCAGGAAUGGAACCAGAUGGUGUGAUCGAGUCGAACUGGGACCAGAUAGUCGAGAGCUUCGACGACUUGAACCUGAAGGACCAGCUCUUGCGAGGAAUUUACGCUUAUGGUUUCGAGAAGCCAUCAGCAAUUCAAGCUCGUGCUAUCCUUCCAUGCAUCAAGGGGCACGACGUGAUCGCUCAGGCCCAGUCAGGAACUGGUAAAACUGCAACCUUCUCUAUUUCUAUUUUGCAGCAAAUAGACACUUCUAUCAACGAGUGCCAGGCUCUGAUCCUAGCUCCGACCCGUGAGUUGGCCCAGCAGAUCCAGAAGGUCGUGAUCGCUCUUGGAGACUUCAUGCAAGCCCAGUGUCACGCUUGCAUUGGAGGAACCAACGUGCGCGAGGACAUACGCAAGUUGGAGCAAGGAGUCCACGUGGUGGUCGGAACUCCCGGUCGUGUCUACGACAUGAUAAGCCGUCGCGCAUUACGCACCAACAACAUCAAGAUGUUCGUUCUUGAUGAAGCUGACGAGAUGUUGUCCCGUGGAUUCAAGGACCAGAUCCACGAUGUCUUCAAGCUGCUGCCAACUGAAGUCCAGGUUAUCUUGCUCUCGGCUACCAUGCCCAAUGAUGUCUUGGAGGUGUCCAAGUGCUUCAUGCGCGACCCGAUCAACAUCUUGGUCAAAAAAGAGCAGCUCACUCUCGAGGGUAUCAAGCAGUUCUUCAUUUUUGUUGAAAAGGAAGACUGGAAGCUGGAGACUCUUUGCGAUUUGUAUGACACUCUGAGCAUCACUCAGGCUGUUAUCUUCUGCAAUACUCGUCGCAAGGUCGACUGGCUCACUGAGAACAUGCAGAACCGUGACUUUACUGUCUCUGCUAUUCACGGAGAGAUGGAGCAGAAAGAGCGUGAUCUUAUUAUGAGGCAAUUCCGUACUGGAUCUUCUCGUGUUCUUAUCACGACAGACAUCUUGGCUCGUGGUAUUGAUGUUCAACAAGUUUCUCUUGUUAUUAAUUAUGAUUUGCCGUCGAACCGUGAGAAUUACAUCCACAGAAUUGGACGUGGUGGUCGUUUUGGACGUAAGGGAGUAGCCAUUAAUUUUAUUACUGAGGAAGACAAACGCACGCUUAGUGAUAUUGAGCAUUUCUACAGCACUUCCAUUGAUGAGAUGCCAAUGAACGUCGCUGAUUUAAUUUAA